Ylistrum balloti is the source of this 1716-nucleotide messenger RNA. Its product is annotated as G-protein coupled receptor GRL101-like. Bases 94 to 1716 code for a protein of 540 amino acids. Gene Ontology annotation, molecular function: G protein-coupled receptor activity. The transcript is spliced from 3 exons. The record is from RefSeq and is a predicted model, not a curated record. Gene Ontology annotation, biological process: G protein-coupled receptor signaling pathway. Gene Ontology annotation, cellular component: membrane. Lineage: Eukaryota; Metazoa; Mollusca; Bivalvia; Pectinida; Pectinidae.
AUCUCCUAUAAUAGAUUGACACAUUUACCACGUCUACCGGAUAACCUUUCACAUCUAAACAUCAUCGGUAACAAUAUAGAUGUGACAGAACGUAUGUUUGAGGGUUUGGAUAAUCUGAAGAUGUUGUUCACUGAUAUCCCCUUUAUGUGUUGUGUUAAACCACCUUCAGUUGAUGACAAUAAUUGCUUUAAAACAAAGUAUUCAUUAUGGCAAUGCACUUUUUAUCCUGGUCGUUGUAAAUCAGAAAAUGAUGCGAUAUCAUCUUGUUUUGCCCUGAUAGGUUCGACUUUACUAAGAGUUUGUCUCUGGAUAAUAGGAAUGUGUUCUUUAAUUGGAAACUUAGCCGUAAUAGUGUAUAGACUUCACAUCGACAAAGAUAAUAUUACAAAAAACUAUUCGCUCUUCACUGUGAAUUUAGCCAUGUCUGAUUUACUUAUGGGUGUUUAUCUAUUCAUAAUAGGAGUUAUUGAUGUUUAUUACGAUGGUGUAUACGCCUGGAACAACAAUAGAUGGAGAAACAGUGUUUUGUGUACUGCAGCAGGUAUCUUGUCGAGUGUGUCAAGUGAGAUGUCGACAUUCCUGAUAUUAAUGGUUACAAUAGACAGAUUAAUUGCCAUCAUGUUUCCUCUGUCCCGUCUCUCUCGGUGGAGAAAUUCCUGGAAACUCUCAUUACUUGUGUUAGUUUCCUUAUGGAUAGUUUCAAUCAUUCUUGCAACCAUCCCUAUUGUAGCUAGUCAGUCUUACUUCAAAGGGGAAUUCUACUCUCAGUCGAGUGUUUGUCUUGGCCUUCCUCUCACAGCAGAGCAGCGACCAGGCACUGAGUAUUCAUUUGCUGUAUUUGUAUGCCUCAACAGCGCCGUGUUUACCGUAAUUGUCGUAGGUCAAAUUUGUAUCUGGAAAGGCAUGAGGGAGAGUCGACGACGCAUUUCAUCAUCACAGAAUCGAGAACGAGAGACGGCUGUUGCAAGGACUCUUUUCUUCGUGGUAGCGACAGACUUUUGUUGUUGGUUUCCCAUUGGUGUAAUGGGAGUGGCAUCAAAGUGUGGGGUAGAAAUCCCGAAUGGAGUGUACGCCUGGGUGAUGGUGUUCGUGUUGCCUAUCAAUGCCGCCAUCAAUCCGUUUCUGUACACUGCUACAGCUGUGUGGAGGAAACGACGAACGAUCUUAAUAAAGAUAACAUCAUCGACACGACCAAAGCACCUGCCGUCUGCAAGUAUCGAUAUUCAGACAACGCCAGUCGGCAGAGAUAUUGUGGCCAGUACUGAUAUUCAGACAACGCCAGUCGGCAGAGAUGUUGUGACCAGUACUGAUAUUCAGACAACGUCAGUCGGUAGUGAUGUUGUGGCCAGUACUGAUAUUCAGACGUCAGUCGGCAGAGAUGUUGUGGCCAGUACUGAUAUUCAGACAACGUCAGUCGGCGGAGAUGUUGUGGCCAGUACUGAUAGUCAGACAACGCCAGUCGGCAGAGAUGUUGUGACCAGUACUGAUAUUCAGACAACGUCAGUCGGCAGAGAUGUUGUGGCCAGUACUGAUAUUCAGACGUCAGUCGGCAGAGAUGUUGUGGCCAGUACUGAUAUCCAGACAACGCCAGUCGGUAGAGAUGUUGUGGCCAGUACUGAUAGUCAGACAACGCCAGUCGGCAGAGAUGUUGUGACCAGGACUGAUAUUCAGACAACGCCAGUCGGCAGAGAUGUUGUGACCAGUACUGAUAUAUAG